Xyrauchen texanus (razorback sucker) is the source of this 5337-nucleotide messenger RNA. RefSeq names its product RAS guanyl-releasing protein 2. Gene Ontology annotation, biological process: Ras protein signal transduction; positive regulation of GTPase activity. Gene Ontology annotation, cellular component: plasma membrane. The record is from RefSeq and is a predicted model, not a curated record. The transcript is spliced from 17 exons. Gene Ontology annotation, molecular function: calcium ion binding; guanyl-nucleotide exchange factor activity. Lineage: Eukaryota; Metazoa; Chordata; Actinopteri; Cypriniformes; Catostomidae.
CGCGCCUCUCUUUUCUCUCUCCAGCUCUAGCGGAUCUUAACGAAGGACACUUGUGGCACAGAGAUGAGGACUCAUAUGCACAGGAGGCUUUUGUGUUUGUCAGAUGUCCGUGAAAACGUUUAAAUAUCCUCUUAUGAACACUAGCGUUGGAUUUUCAAACUUCGGAAAGACCCUGACAGUGCACAGAUGUGCUGAUUUGAACUAAACCCAGAGCCUUUACGAACGCGACUGAUCAUCCUUAAGAAACAAUCAGGCCUGACACACACAAAGAGGAAGACCAAAGGACAGAAGACAAAGACUAGAGGGCAGUGUAGAAAGUAAAGGUAGAGGAAAAGAAAAUACACAAUGGACCAGUUACCUAUGGAUUCUACAACAGUGGAUGAGUUGGUGGAUGCUUGUAUACAAUCUUUCGACAAUGAUGGCACAAUAAAAGGCUCCUCGUUUGUGAGAAUGUUUCUGAUGAUGCAUCCUUGGUACAUAUCUUCCACCGAGCUGGCCAAGAAAUUGCUGCUAAAAUAAGAGGAGGACAGCACUGAUGAGAUCAGAGCCAAAAUAUGCCACCUCGUAAAGUACUGGAUUUCUGAAUUCCCAGUAGAGUUUGAUCUGAAUCCUGCUUUGGCUGACCAGAUUAAAGAUCUGAGAGAGAACCUGAAUUCUGGUGGUAAUGAAUCCCAGGGUCAACUUAUAGAUGUAGAGAGUGUGCCGUCGUAUAAAUGGAAACGACAAGUGACCCGGAGAGUUCCAUCAAUGUCAAAAAAUAGAAAGAUGUCCCUUUUGUUUGACCACCUGGACCCCUGUGAGCUUGCUGGACACCUGACUUAUCUGGAGUACAAAUCCUUCUGCAAGAUCCUGUUUCAGGAUUACCACAGCUUCGUGAUGCAUGGAUGUACAGUGGAUAACCCUAUUCUGGAGAGAUUUAUUACACUUUUUAACAGUGUCUCACAAUGGAUUCAACUGAUGGUACUGAGUAAACCCACUGCCCCACAGAGAGCCGCUGUGAUUUCACAAUUCAUACAGGUCGCACAGAAACUACUGCAGUUGCAGAAUUUUAACACUCUGAUGGCUGUGGUCGGCAGUCUCAGUAACAGCUCCAUCUCUAGGCUGAAGGAGACGGAGGCACACAUCAACAAUGAGACCAAAAAGAUCUUUAACAGUUUGGUAGACCUGGUGACCUCUUGUAGUAACUACAGUCAGUAUCGGCGCCGAUUCGCUGAGUGCACUGGAUUUCGCUUCCCAAUUCUGGCUGUUAACCUCAAGGACCUGAUAGCUGUUCAUGUCGCUCUGCCAGACUGGAUGGACUCAGAGAAGACUCGUGUCAACUUGGCUAAAACACAGCAACUCUAUGCAAUCCUUCAGGAACUAGCCCUCGUGCAGACCACUCCCCCUAACAUUGAGGCCAACACAGACUUGCUCAAUCUGCUCACGGUGUCACUGGAUCAGUACCACACAGAAGAAGAAAUUUAUCAGCUCUCGUUACAGAGAGAACCCAGAGCUGCAAAACCAGCGAACUCAGGUUCCUCCCCCAGCCAAGCUCCUAAGCAACCUUCGAUGAUUGACGAGUGGACAGCAUCAGUGAAGCCUAAAGCUGAUCCUGCUAUUAUCAGCAAACAUAUCGAGAAGAUGGUGGAUUCUGUGUUUAAGAAUUUCGACACGGACCGUGAUGGGUACAUCUCACGUGAAGAGUUUGAGUGCAUCAGGAAUAACUUCCCUUAUCUCAGCAAGUUCGGAGAGCUUGAUAAAGAUCAGGAUGGAAAGAUCAGCAUGGAAGAGAUGAUAGAUUAUUUUAUGAAGGCAAGUUCUCUGCUCAACUGUCAGAUGGGCUUCAUACACAGCUUUACAGAGACCACAUAUUUGAAACCCACCUUCUGUGAACACUGCACCGGCUUUAUAUGGGGCUUGUAUAAACAAGGAUACAAGUGCAAAGCUUGUGGGGUGAACUGUCAUAAAGCAUGUCGUGCUCGCCUGGUGGUCGAAUGCCGUAAAAGAACGAAGAGCAUCAGUCACGAGACGCCGCCGUUAUUACAGUCCAGAUCCCACAGCUUUCCUCUGGCCAGCAGUGCUCAGUCAAACCUGCAGAACACAGUGAUCACAGAGGAGGACAUUGAGGCUGUUGAACAGGGAGUAUUUGACUCUCACCUUUAAACAGAUUCACAAACUAUCAACAUGUCAGCAAAGAGCUUGAUUUUGGGGCAAAUUCUUCCAAGCACACUUUCCCCUAAUCAAUAUUGGAGUGAAAACUGAAGCUGAUCAGAGUCAGGAUAGGUGCCAGAUUGUGGGCUAGAAUAUUCACCGACCAUCACAGUCUGACUCCCAUCAUGAGAUUCUGCCAUCUGCUGGAUUAAAGCUGCAACUUCCGAUCACCUCUUCCCUUCUGCAUCUGAAUGUAAUUGCAAACAUAAUUCUGGGAUUUAUCAUUAUUACCCCAGGCUCUUUGAGUGGCCUUUUAAAUAUAAACAAGCAUAGUAAAGAAAAAUAGAUACAAAAGAAGGGGGAAAUGAUUCAUGAGACAUAUGACUUUGGUGACCUUAAAGAAGUGCAAAUGUCUAUGUGGUCGUGUUCUGAGAUGUCCUGAGAAAUGUUGGUAGCACUUUACUAUUAGCUUCUGUUUGGUUCUAUAAGCUAACAUUACAGUAUUUAAUGCAUUAGGUAUUAUGAACUAUUUUACAGCAUUUAUUAAUCUUGGUUAAAUGUUAAGUUACUAAUGUUAACAAAUUCACGAAUUCAACCUUAUUGUGUUACCGAAAUGUUUCUUAAAAUAAGAAUUACUGUAUUAGUAAGUUCUUUUUUAUGAACGAAUGCCACUAAACUGAAGCAGGACUUGUGGCUGAAUUUCAGUGUAAACUGUCAUAGUUGGGAUAGAUCUGGUCAUGUGUGUGUGUGUGUGUGUGUGUGUGUGUGUGUGUGUGUGUGUGUGUGUGUGUGUGUGUGUGUGUGUGUGUGUGUGUGUGUGCCUGAUGUAUAGUUGAUAUUGUGUUCUUUAACACUCUGAUGCAUGAAUUAUCAUAUCAAAAAGAAAAAAUACCUUCAUGUUUUUUUAUACUUCAAUACAAUAAGUUAACAAUUGUCAUUUUUUAAGAGAUGUGUCGACUUGGUGUAUUUUUCAUCAGCCAUGUUGACUUUAUGUUGUCAUAAGUAAAAAGCGGACAGUAAUAUACCUGUAUAACUAUGAAGAAGAGAUAAAGGUUUAUUGUUUGGAUACAACUUUGCACCCUGAAUGGUUAAAAUUGGCUUUAUAAGAUCUGUCCACUGUAGUGGACACCAUGCAGAGUACUAAAUGUCAUAGUUCAGCUAUAUGUGCAUAAUUGAUGAAGGUGAGCUGGAUGAAUCUUUGUGUUGUUGAGAGUCUUGUGAAAACAUUUAGCAUGUAAUCACAAUAAAUGCCUGACAUCAUCAUGGUAUUUAUUUUUUUUUCUCUUGCUGAUGUAAUAAACUAGAGAUUUUUUUUUACAUAUUUAAAUGAAUGGGUUAGAUCACAUAUGUCAUAUACAUACCCUCAUGUAAUUCCAAACCUGUAAGAAUUUCUUUCUUCUGUGGAAGACGAGGAGAAAUGGGGUGACGUUAAUAUUUUUAUUUACUUAUUUUUUCAUACAGUAUAACACGCUUUCAGGCUCUGUCUCAUGCCAAAUGUGUGAGAGUUCAUCCUGAAUAUUCACUUAUAAGGGACUGAGGCUAUAACGCUAAUGCACUAACAUGCUACACACGGCCAUAAUAUGACGGCUACUACUGCAAAGAUGAGUGUAUAAAAGUGUUAAUGUUCAUAAUGCAGAGAAAAGAAUGGUGAUAGAGGCAUAUCUUAUUUUGGGCAGAUGUGUGUAUUGCUUUCGCUGCUGCUGGCACAUGAUUGAAUGGGCACUUGAGAGUAUUUGAGUAGAUUUGAUUCCUUUUGUAGACAUGAAAACGCAUGAUAUGUUCUUGGAAAAAUGUGUCGUUGCAAAUGUUCGUACUGAUGUACAUUUGCAUGCUAAUUCUGCACGCCGGUGUGUUCAUGUUGAAUACUGAGUGAACUAUGUAAACAAAGUAUUAUGUGGAACUCUAGGUCACACCUACAGAUGACAUGGACCAAUGGCAGCAAGAAAGUGUUUCGCUGUUGGUUCAAAGUUUUCCUAAAACUUCGCCCAGGCGAGCCGUUACGAACCACUGAAACGAACGCAAAUACACCUUCGUUUUGGCCAGAUUUUGUUCUAAAUGACAUCAUACCCCUUCAUUUUUCGUAUCAAGUAUAUCGGGGCCUUAAUACGGGUUUAGAAAAAUGUGAGGGUGGGUAAAUGAUGAUAGAAUUUGUGCCAACUAUCUUUUUAAAGCUGAAGUAUGUAAUUUCAGCAACACUAGCGCCACCAAAUGGAUCUUCAAAAAUAAACAAUGUUUAUUUAUCAGCUUUCUGAAUAUACCCAUCAUCUGCCGUGAUCAUGAGCGUAGAUUUGGUUUGUACAUUUGGGGGUGGGUGUUGUACUGGCUGGUCUUGAUUAUUGAGGGGGUUACCAACCCCCAUCCCCCCAUAAUCUGCACCCAUGUCCAUGAUCAAUGAACACAUAGCCCCAACCAAUGGUGUUACAUUACCCAAACAAUGGUGUUAGUUGGGGUGGGGCUAUGUGUUCUUUUGAUCAGCCAGGGGCCAUGUCGCUCAAAACAAACAAGUAUUUUUUACUGCACCAGAGACUGUGUACAGUUUUCAAGAAAACCUAUGAAAGGUUAACACUUAUAGAUGUCUCUGCAUAAUAAGCUGGGAUAGAAGAAAGUAUUUUAACACUGCAAAAGUUACAUACUUCAGCUUGAAGAUCUCAAGGUGCUCUUGUGUUUGUGCAGUUCAAAUGAGGUGGAAUGUCCCUUUCAAAAACCUGCCUUGAGGUCCAUGCUUCAGUCAAAAAUACUGAACAUCAUGUCUCUGUUGUGUCAUUUUUGAGUUUCAUUUGUAUUAUUAUUAUGUGUUGUAGCAUUAGCUGUUGAGACGUAGUGUUUUCCAAGACUUAUCAAUUCUAAUAACUAAAGUCAAUGUCUGAGAAACUCUUGAAAUGAGUCUAGGAAAUAUAUUAUAUCUGGCAUGUAUUCCUGAUUGUAUGCAAAUCAACUGAGAUGUUCUUUUCAAAUAUCCUAUGCUGUUUCCAUUUGCUGUUUUGUUUUUGCAUAACUGUAACAAAUUGAUGUACAUUUUACAGCACAUUUUUACAUUAAUAUCCUGUAUUCUGUUAUUACAGUCUGUUAUUGUAUUUUGCUAUGAACUCUGGGAGAUGUCAGCUCUUAACUGUUUAUUAUGGAAUAUACAACAAAGUGUUAAAAAAGAAACAUUUCUUUGAAGAUGUAAAAAGGUAGCAACAACGCAGAACUAAUUGUGAACUAUUA